Molecule: messenger RNA, 9870 nt
Organism: Mesorhabditis belari
Lineage: Eukaryota; Metazoa; Nematoda; Chromadorea; Rhabditida; Rhabditidae
Source: the annotation of a GenBank genome assembly
AUGCACGUGCGCUACUUGCAGCACCAGUAUCAGGGCACUGUGCAGCUGCUUCUCAUGCCCCUCUCCACGGCUAACUCUAUCAAGAGCCACAAGUGGGCUAGCGAUGAUGAGGAAGCAGAGCUAGAAGGGAUUCCAUUGCCUAUUCAGACUUUUCUCUGGCGACAAACUAAUCCUUUUCUUGGCGCGAAGAUCGGCAAAUUGCACGAAGCGUCUUGUGUGACAUUUGAACGCGUGGUGGUGCAAAAUAUUCUUCAUGGACUUUCACCAUCGCUAUCCGAUGCGAUUGCCUCGAUUUCACGAUGGAAAUUUCUUCGAGCCGCUUUACCACAUAUUAUACAAUGUUGCGGGAGUUUACUGGAAGCGCACGCCGCCUCGUCACCCAGAAAUCUCUCACCGUCGUUGUCUAAAAUUCUCUACAUUCUUCACUGGAUGCUUCUCGAUUCAGCCACUGAGUGUAUGGAUGCGAAUUUGGAGGAAAAGGAUGAUCAAUCAGUUGUUCUCAGAAAACAGGCCCUUUUCUCGAUUCCGUCUAUUCAACUCUUUGUCUAUCUGCUCGCUCCACUUGCUGAAACAAUCAGAGAAGAUGACAUAACGGGCAAUAUUCGCUUGGAGAGUGGGCUGAAAAUUUGGCAAGCAAUGUGGCAGUAUCGUCAACCGGAUGUUCUGUGCUUUUGUGCGCCGGUGAAGCAACGAAGAGGAGAGUUGCCGUUGGUUUGCGUGGUGAGAAAGGGUCGACGCGAGAGUCACUCACAAGCACAAGGCAUCUAUCUAGGUGAUGAGCCGGAGACACUGCGACGACCGUCCAUCGUUCCACCACCAAAGCCACCCCGAACAGAUGCACAGGUUUUGGCGGAGAAAAAGAAACGAGAGCUGGAAAAACAAAAGGAACAAAUGGGACGGCAUGAAUUGCUGGUGAAAGCUGAUGUCACUUUUCCAAGGCCCGACACCGAGUUGUUGAUCGAUGUGGGACCAUUACAGCCAACCCGCAUCCCUCCGCCUCCACAGCGAAUGAUCUCUCGAGAGCGCUCUUGUUCGGUUGUUAGAAGCGCUUCAGAGUAUCGAGCUGACGGAGAAUCGAUGGAACAACGCCCAAAAAUCCCAAAAAGUCACACCACAGCCGCUUUUGAUGUCUCACCAACUUCAGAAGAUAGCAUAAAAGUGUUGGAUGAAGUGGAUGCGGCGAUGCGCUUCGUUGAGGACAAUUCUUUAUCCAAUAUUUUUGCUGCAUCUGAUGAAGCACCAUUGGUUCAACUAACGGAUAUUUGUAGUGAAAUCUCGAUGGAUAUUGGAGAAAUCAAUGAGACGAGUUCUUGUGAUGUUGUUUGCGAUAAAUGUAAAUUAGUGAUUUAUCGAGAGGGAACGAUGAUCGGUACUUGUAAAUGCUCACGAAAUGGGAAAUCUCAAUUGAAAGUCGUUCGUCGAGACAGUCCUCCAUCAAACUCUUUCGGGCCUUCAUCUACACCACUAUCCGCUAUUCCCAGCAUGAAAAAGGAAUCUCCAAUAUUAUUAUGCCGAGAUGAGACAAUGUCUUCGAGUAGUCAACAAACCGUUUUCCAGAAUAUUUUACCUCAAACAUCUCGUUUACCAACCAGCUCAAGUCGAGUAAGCAUGGAUAAAUCGUCGUCUGGAGAUCUCUUGCAAAGUGUGACCGAAGAGGAGAAAGAGUUCACUAUUCAAGAUCCAACGGUAGCUUCAUAUCUGGAUGUAGCCGUUAUCCGAACACUUCUCAUUCGACAUUGGAGCGAAGAAGGCAUUUAUUGGGCGAUGCGCUAUCUUCUCAAUCGAUUAACGGAUAUACAAUCUUACGUUUCUGGACUACAAUGGGUCGGGCAUCGAGGUCGAAGCAACUCUCUGCCACCAUCAAGAAAGCACACUCAACAGUUGGAUCAAACGUAUUUAACACCAACUUGGGCCGAUCUACAACUGGAAAGCGAUGAGGAACGAUCAAAGCCACAUGUAGCGUUCAAGGAUACAAGAAGAAGACUUUCAUCAGACCAAGGCGCUGCAUUGCGAAUUCAUUCGGCUGCACAUGAGUCAAGAAGAGCCUCGUUGAACACAACCGGGAGACGGCUUGAGAGAAACAAAAGUGAUCCCUCGUUGAACAGCUCGUUGGAAGUGCUUUCCAUUCGAGAACAACCCGGCUCUACAACUAACCUCUCAAAAGAAGACAAGGAGAAAGAAGCGGAGAAAAUUGCGGCAAAAUUCUACCCUGAAGCUCUUGGAAGUACGAAUUUUAUCGAAAAAGACGGUCACAUCAGUUAUAUAGUGAUUGUGCAUACGGUGGAUUCGGUAAUGGAACGCAAUUGCUCGGUUCGUUUGUGUGAAUUAGCGUUGAACAUUGCGGACACUUUACUUCGCACUCCCGCCGAACACGAGCCCGAUUUCUUUGCUCAACUCUCAAAUAUGGUGUUUCGAAUUUAUCACUCUCUGGGUUGUCCGCACGGGUGCAGCGAGGGAGUGAAGAGUGCGCAAGGGGAUUUUCUGCGUGCAAAAGCUCGAGCCCUUUUCGCGUCACUUGAGCGUUUAGAUGGAGAUCGCUUUCGAACACUUAUUCAAAUAUAUGUUCAGAACAAUCCACCACAACAGGUUCUCGAUUUGCUGCACUCAAUCACCGCCUUUUGUCGAUCCGAGUUUUCAAGUGGUGGUGAAGGAAGACGAGAAUCCCGGGCUCCAUCCUAUCGAAAUCAAUUUUGCGAAAAGGAUAAAGGAAUCGAAGGCCGCAUCCUGAAUGCAACCUUUAAGCCACUAGUCACUCGACUUGUCCAAAUGGGAUCUCAACUCCAACAACCGGAAAAUAUGAGUCUUUACGGGGAUGUGCGAAUGUUAGUGAAUUUUGUUCAAGAACAGCACGGGAACCCAUUUCGUCGGGUUGGCCUUUCAGCCCUCAUCGAUGCCAUCAUUCGACCGAAUGGAGCCAGCUCAUCAAAUGGACUCCGACUCACCAUUCCGCACAUCGCUCUCGACUCUUUCGAUGAAGCGGAAAGAAGAGAUGGUGAGGGUUCGGGGAAAUCAUCGCCGAGUAUGGCUGCUGCGAAUCGCGGAGAACAGGCCAGCCUUCGACGUGGACUCUUCAAAAAGAAAGAAAAGCUUUCUGGAGCUGAUGAAAGCGAUUGGGACUCGUCCCCAUCCACACCGAGAACCAUGUCCUCAGUCGAUGACACUCCAGUACAACAACUCCACGCUCACACAUUGAAAAAGAAAAGCGCUCCGAAACUCCAUUUUGCAUUUAAUUUAUUGAAAACAAAUCGAACGGAUAAUGUGGAAGAGGAGUGUUCGGAUUUGGAUGCAGAAGGAGAUGAUGAAGAAGAAACACCAUCAAAGAAAACGAGUAUCGUUGAGGAAAAGCCAUUAAGAAGACCACCAACAAUGAGUGGAGCUCUCCGACUUUGGGGUGUGAUGAUUCCGGCGGCGAAAACUAUCGAUCUAAAAGCGAUCGCCGAUGGAGCACGUCGAUUCGCCUUUUUGCUGGAGACGGCUAGACCUGGGACUUUUCCCGAUCCAUCACUCACCGGUGCCAUUAUUCAAUUGAAAUCGCCUGUUGUCGCAAGAGCGUCUCUUCUUCUAGAGCUCGCUCAUUUUGUGAACAGAUGCAAUCGAGGAGAUUGGCCGGAUUGGAUUCGGAGUAGUCAUGCAAGGACAUUUAGUUUGGGAGGUCCAUUGGCGAAUCGAGGGACCCCAUCAGCCACAAGACGAAUGCACACUCUUCAAAGAACGGCCGGACGUUACUUCUAUCAAUGGGCUUUACAUAUUGGAGAACAACUGGCUCGAUUGCUAGAGAAAGGGGAGAAUAGAGAGAAAAGAGAGUUGAAAAUGGGUGACGUGAUGGAGGAUUUCUUGGACGAUGCAACAGUGAACAGUGAUGAGGGCGAGAGAGUCCCAUUUGGUCUACAACUUGUCGCCGUUAUGCUCCUCUUGGAAAUCACUUCUUUUCUCCGCGAGUAUUUCCGAACAAUCCCACGGGGAAAGCCUGGAAAAGGCGGUGCUCCAUCAGGAUGGGAUCGCUUAUUAUCACAUCGAAGGUGGUCGAUUUUAUCGAACACUUUUAAUCCACAACAGACUGGCUCUAUCAGCAGUAUAGCCGACGCUGUGCCUGGAGGGAUACAUUUAAAUGAAAAAGAGCGCCGAAUCUCUCUAUCAACGGCUGAAGAAGAUUCUCCACGCGGUUCCAAAGACACCAUUGAACAAGAUGACAAAAAAGGCUCUCGUCGGUCGGCAAGAGCCUCCGUGAGGCGAGCUCCAUCCACUCGUCUCUUUUCUCGGCAAUCUACCCAUGAUGACUCGGCCUCUUCGACAACUCACGGCUCCACUCGUUCCGCAGCUGGCCUACCUCCACCUGUGCCUGUUUCUUCGUCUUUUACCAACGCUCCUCCAACGGCUCCCCUCUCCGACUCAGGUCGAAGAUUGGCUACGGGUAGACAGCGGCUUUUAAAGAGGGGAUCACCACUCGGCGCGACACCGAAUCUCGAGUCGAGUAAUAAACGCCGACAGCAGGCUUCUUUCAGACUUCGCAAAGCUUCAAAACCACCGAUGGAAGAGAUCGAGAAAGAUCCCGAGUCACAAGUUUUACCGGCAAUAUCAGCAUCGGGGAAAGAGAAUUUGAGACCGACAAUGGAAGAAGCACCAGUUAGUCCAUCUUGUGAUCCGGUGCCAACGUCUUCCCAAACUGGAUCUGGAGUCUAUCAGAGACGAGAUAAGCCAGCCUCUCAUGAUGACGAAGAAGAACAUAUGGCUAAUAAUAUGCCAUGGUUGAAGAUUGUGAUGAAGUUCACAAACAGUCUUGAUCUCGAUUGCAAUCAUGAAAGUGCUUGUUCGCCUCGUUGCUUUGAGAGAAUCGCUCGUCAAUGCAAUCGUCUAUUAGAAGCUGUUGCUUUUGUUUACGGGGAUAAAAAACCUGGCACGGAAAGAGUUGACAGACGGAGAUUGAUGUUUGACAAGUGGAAUCUCGAGCAACAACAUAUAAGAAGGUCUCUACAUUCACGACAAUCGGCAGCUGUUCCAAGAAGAGAAAGUGCUAUGACUGGAGUUCAUUCUGAACGCUCAAGCAUGGCUAUUAAGACCUUAUUAAUGGAAAAGAUGUUGCAAGAAAAAGCUGAAAAGGAAAAAGAAAAAGAAAAAGAGGAUUCAAUGUCGAAGAAGAUUAGUGUGCAAGAAGCUGAUCGGAUCUCGGAAGAAGUGCCUGAUGUUUCGGAGAUGUACGAGAAGAAUCAGGAGAUGUUGGCUUAUCUCCGAAAUAGCGUGUUGGGCUUGGUUCAUUCUCCGUUGUCGAUUUCCCUGAAAAGUGCUUUGCUAUUAUCGACGGACAACUUUCGUGCACUCAUCGGAGUCUCUUGGAAGCUUUUGCUCAAUGAAGAUCCUCAUGUAGUUGUUGCAGCAGCAUCUAUGUUCAUCGUGGCCUCAGUGAAGCGAUCGGAUGACGCGGUGACGGUAAUUCGCGCAGCGAUUGAUUCCACUGAUCCGACUGAGAGAGCGGGAGCUGUUCAAAGAUUUUACGCACUCUGGAGAAAUCGUUUUCAUGUUUGGCUAAAGAUGGAAGACGGAGCACAAACUGUUUUCAAAGUACCACCACCUGGCAUUGAUUUCACUUUACCCUCUCCUCCAAUCGGUCAAUCACAACUUGCUGUUGUUGAUCCUCCAUGGAUGCCACAUUUGAAAACAAAAGUUGAAGAGCUUAGCUUGAAAGAAGAAGAACAUCAAACGUCACAAACAAUCAUGACAAUGACGAGAACAAGGAGAAAACAAAAACAAGAAAUGGUGAAAAGAGCGGUAAGAGAAGCCGAAGAAAGACAAUGCGAGCAGCGACAAGCUUUUCAACUACGAGGUAGCGCAAUUGUACAACAAGGAGCCUACGAGCCAGCACUUUUCCACCAUCAACAGGAAACAAACGAGGAAAACGAAGCCGGUCACGGACAUCCGCCUCGUCACGUUCUCCCUGUUGCUCAGCCACUUUUCCCCUCAGCUCUUCUCUCUGUUGUACCACAAAUCAUCGAGCUUCUUGAUGAUCCGCAAGUUGAUAAGACUGGUGUAUCAGUUGGUGAUGUGGCAAAGAAAGUGAUUUGGGCAUGCAUUGUUGAAGAACCAUCACUUUUCCUUCGCCAUUUCCUUGAGCGACUCACCAAUCGAGAUCGACAAGAGCAUUUGAUUUCUCUUCUCCGCAAACUCAUCCUUCGAUUUAAACCGUUUCCCAGUCAAGCAGCCUAUUCACUGCUCAAUUAUUUGUUUGGCUUCGUGAUGCACUAUGUACGAUCAGCUUGUGAAGGAGCUGACAAAGCGUUGGGUAUGGCGCUGUCAUUGACAUGGCUCUUGGCACCUCACGUCAAUGGUCUUUACUUCAAAGAUCUCAAGCAAACACUCAAGAAAGAACAAUGCGAUCAAGCUUUAAUGAUCACGGCAAAUGUACCCUCAGCAAAGAAAAUCGUUGUUCAUGGGCCGGAUUCGGGCGAAGGCGGGAUUCCAUCUCAAUUCCCCGUUCAUGAAGACACGCAAUUCAUUCAAAUCCUCACUGAUAGCUUAGAAUUUUUCAAUAUCGAAGAAGAGCUUGAUCACUAUUUCCUCGCUGAUGCCAAAACCGGAGUCCUACAUGUUCCAUCAGCUUACGUCCGAGAUUUCUACUUUUUCCAUCGAUCUUUCUAUCCGCAACUCACGCUUCUCCGAAUGGGACCCGAGGAGGCGGCUCGACGAAUGAAAGCAUCAGCGUUUGCGAUGAGAUUUAUCGAUGUCGGUAAAGUUCUCCUCACGCACAACAUCCUCAGUCACAGUCCACCAAAUGUGAUUGCUCAACGAAUAUUUUUCCUUCACGACGAGUUGACACAUUUGCCGUCAUUUCCUCGGAAAGCUCUUGAGGCUUGCUUUGGCAUGUACUACGGUGAUGGGGGUCUACAGUUGAAAGAAGUUGACGCUAUGCACAAAUUCGUUUGGGCAAAAAUGAUGAGCGACAUGUUUGAGAAAAUGGAGAACGCGUUUAUGUUUGCCGAUCUGCAUCUUUUCAUCAACGUUGUUAAUGGGAUCAUGAUCAUGCACUGUGAGGACAUUUUGAUCUUGCGUCGAUGCGCGGCCACCUACAUCACGAUGAGCAUUCACUUCAACACUCUUUUCGCAUCACAGGGCUUUUUCCUCAUCAUGCCAACUCUGCUUCGUUGCUAUUCACAGAGACAAACGAAUCGAGUUUUUUGCGGAGUAGUCGAGUUUCUUUGUCGACAAUUCUACACUCUUCAUCGAAAGCCGUUCAUGUUACAAAUGUGCGGCUCGGUCGCAACAAUCCUUGAUCACAACAAUGACGACUUUCAAAUCAAUCCGAUGAGGGUGAAAGCAAAAUACUGGUUUGCUUUGCUGAAAGCGAUGGAAGACAUGAACGAUGAAUCGGAUCCACUCGACAUUCUUGGUCUUGUACCCCAUCCAAAACCACUUAAAGCACUCGAUCUAUGCUAUCGAGAUGAUGCGAAUUCGUUUUGUCUUCUCACUGAUGGACUUGCUUCUUGUAUUUGCGUGUGCGCGUUUUCACCUGAAGGGAAAAGAAGUCAUCACAUGCUGUUAGUGAUGCAAGCUCUAUUACCUCAUAUCAUUCGAAGAGCUGAAGAAGAGUCACUCGAGGAGAAGAACGGCGCAGCGGCGAUUCGUCGAGAGAUUCAAAUGCAUGGGAUUUUGGCUGUCGAGAUGAAAACACUGAUUAACAGCUGUGAAGCGCUAGCUAGGGGUCCGCAGAGAACCUUUGACUUGGUGAACUCGGUGUCUGAACGCGGGAAAUCAUUCAUCGCCGACUCUCCGCAAUUCUUCGAUCCACCAACCACAAAUGACGAUGAAACAAUCGCGAAACCAUACAAUUUCAAAGAGAAAAAGUCAACCGUGAUCGGCUGGGAGGCGGCUGAUGUGGAGGAGCAACAAAAAGAGACUUAUCGACGACCACGAGACACACUUUUAACACUAGCUGCCACUUAUAUCGAGUUGGCCACUCCUCGCUUAAAAGAACUCACCAAAUUGGCCGCUUCAUUGGAACACGUGAAAAUCCCCGAUGUACUUGAUCAUAAAUGUCAUGUGAAAUUGAGCGAAAUCGCAUUGGCUUUACUGAAAAUUGCUCCUUAUGAUCUGAACACCAUGUCUUGUAUUGGAUUACAGAAAUAUUUCCUUCACGUGCUCCCGGUGACCGAUUGGUCGAUUGAGGCAAAUCGUUCCGCGCUCAACAUCGUCUUGCGAAGACUGGAUAAGACGAUUGCGAAAAUCGCCAAGAAACAGAGCAUUCGUCGACGCGUCUCGUGGACGGCAUUGGCUCAUUGGCUAAAUGGUUUAUGCGACACACUAUCCGCUUUCCCAUAUAUUGCACAUCUACACGCGUUGAAGACGACCACUCAAAUGUGUGUGCGCAUUAUGGUGGGUGAUCCGUGCAGUGAAGAGGGCUCAGUGCCCGCUCAUCCACCCUCCACAAUCCUCUAUCCAUCGACUCCGCAAAAAGAUUUUUGUCAAGCAACUCUUCGCUUGACCACCAUCUUGAUGCAAGCUUUGGGACAAUUUGCUUUCUCUUUGGAGCAAGUGUGUUCGGUGGAGGGGAUGGGAGUAAGUGCGGAAAGAGUCGAAGCCGUUCUCGUUCAUGUACUCAUCCCACUUUUUCUCAGAGCAGCAAUUCCAUCUAAAGAAGCCUCGGUGAUUAAAGAACGCGAUCUGAUCUUUUGCCUGGCUCUCAUGCAAAAUGCAAUCUCGCCACCAAUCGGUAAACAAUCGCAAGUUGCCCCGCUUGUCUCCACAUCAACAUUGGCCACCACAUUCAUUCGAGGUCAAGGACAUGACUUGAGCGGUCGUCAGGGAUCAGUCUCUGUCACUGAUCGUGGCCAUUCCGCCACCGUUUCCACUCAUCGAAUCGUUCGCGAAUCUGUUUGUCAAUCGGUUUUCCUUGCUUUAAAAGUGAUGAUGCUGUGCUUUGGCCGCUUGUUGGGCCCACUGUGGCCACGGGUGAAUCGACUAGUUAAGGAUCUCUUGAAUAAGAAAGCUGGUGGUCAAGCAGCGAGCGCUUUCGUUGAAUUCGUUCUUCACUCAAAUUUACCAAUCUCAUUGCUAAUUUUGCCUACAAUUCAUGCAAAGGUGAAGAAUCGAACAGCUGAAGGGGCGGCAACAGCAGAAACAUCGGCUUCCUGGGUUAUCGAGAUGGGAGAGAAGUUGAGUCGAAUCCCUCGAGCCGCACUUCCCCUAUCCGUUCUCAUACAUCGCUGCACCCAUGAGCUCAUCGCACUCAAAGAAGACUUCUCCACUAAGCCACUUGAAGUGAAUCGCUCCUACACGCCAACAAUGGCCGAUCCACACAGUGACUCGUCAACAGCGUCACUUGCCGCUCACAAAACACCGCUCAAGGGUAGCACGGAUCGACGAGCGAGUAGCGGCCUUGCAAAGGCACGAUUAGGGAGUGCGCCACAAGCAAAGGAUGAAAUGAUCACCGGAGUUGGUUCUUCAACGAUUCCCGAAGAUGUUGAAGAUGAAGGAGGAGAGGUCACGGCAACUUCUGCGCCAAGAGUUACAAAAAGCCCGUCGGUUCCGCUCAAUAAAUUCGGCGUUUCACCGAGAACACGCUCGAUGAGCGGAUUUGGCGUUUGGAGGAGUGUGAGGCGACGAUCGAGAAAUGUUUCAACGGAGAGUGAAGCCGAGAGUGAGAGAGGCGUUGAAAUGUCUUCACUUGGUCCAUCCACCGCUUCAUGGACACCGCUUCAAAUCGCUGAAACGGCUACAAAAACUGAACUAGCAACGAGUCUCGUUGGUGGACGAAGAUCGACCGAAGGACUCGUUCUCCCACUCGACACUCAACAUCGACAUCGAUUUGUUUCCUUUUCGACUCCAAAAACCGGACGAAAAGAGGAAGAAACUUUCCAAAUCAUUGAACAUCAGCACGUUGUU